GGUGUUUUAUUAACAUUGCCAACAAAUAGAGUAUAUCGUUUUCUGUGUUAUUCGGACUGCGUAAAGCUCUUCAAAAAUGCUUCGUUGAAUGUAUUCCAAUGAAUAAAGAAUUCGUCGAUAUUUUUGAGACUUCUUGAGUUUAUCGCACGAAACUUGGUAAAAAUGAAUACGUUUGUCCUGUAGGAUGCACCAUUUUUGAUUCCAUCAUAUGUAUAUGGAGGAGAAAUGCCAAGAAUAUAACUUUGGGAAAUAAUACUUUAUUAUCCAGCAGUGCGAGUUUUUGCAUAUAUUCAAAUUAAACUGUUAAUUCUUAGAGCGGUUUUUACAAGAAUGAGUCGACAGAUAGAAAGAAAAUUUUUCACAAUCAAUAUUACCACAUUUUCUUUGUGUACUAUAGUAUAUUACUUAAUACAUCUGUUUUUAGAUGAAAAGUUGAAGCCACUUAUUAUCGUUGCUAUAUUCAGCUUAACAGAAUUUUACGAACCUCCCACACAAGUAUUGACGUACUAUUGGCAAUCGGAGAAUAUGGUAAAAUUAAUAACUAAGUUUAUGGAUACAUGCAAAGGAUUACCACGGCCUCCGAGGGAGUUUUACAGAUUAUUGACCCUGAAGAGAAUUAUAUUCAAAAGGUUCUAUCUUUAUAACUCGUUAGUGUGUAUGUUUAUUCACAUUUGGAAGGCUAGUGCCUGUUCUGAUAAAGAUCUGAGAUUUGUUUGUGGGAUCUACGUACCAUUAUGGUUGCCAAUUGAAACUAAUUACUUUCCAGUGAGAGAAAUCCUUCAAAUUAUCGAAGUAAUAAUUACAUACCGUCUAGUGCUGAUAACGGUGCAUCAGUCAAUCGAUGCCUAUAUUCUCAGUGAACUUUUUGAAUACAAAAGUAAACAAUUGAUGGAACUAAUGCACAAUACAUCGUUGAGUCGGGAGCAGCACUUAGGAAUUGUGAAGCAAAAGCUACACGAUAUCGUGAAUUAUCAUCAGCAACUUCACGAGUGUUUCGGAUUGAUAAGGGAUAUAAUAUGUGGAAUAAUUGCUCCAGGAGUCACAGUUUUCAUCCCAGCUGCUGCAACCCAAACAGUUUAUUUUAUGAGGGAUUUCAAUAUAGCCUGUUUACAGAUUUCUAUAUUAACUGUUUUCAUAUUCUACAUUUGCUUUGAUUCCAUUCAGAGAAUUACAGAUUUGGGUCAAAUUAUCCAAGAGGCAGCUUAUGGUAUGGAUUGGUAUGAAAUGGACAAAGAAAUGAAUAAAGAUUACAUAAUUUUUCUCAUGAAACUCCAGAUACCUCUCAAGAUGAAAUCAAUUUUGUUUAUAAUAGAGAAGCCAUUUUAUCUCUCGGUAAAUUUUGUUUCAUUUAUUAUUUGGCGAAAUAUCGCAAUAAAAAAUUUGAGGACCUCUUGUAAAUUCAUAUCGACUCCAGUAGUGAUUUUUGGGUUUGGAUAAUGAAAAAAAUUGUGAAAUAUCAUCAGUAUUGCUGGAACAGGACCAAAUGUUUCUCCCACAUUACUUUAUUUUCAAUAAUCCUCAUCUAUAUCUUACUGUCAUAAGAAAGUGAAAUCAUGUUCCAAUGAAUUUUGGCGA
Coccinella septempunctata (seven-spotted ladybird) is the source of this 1575-nucleotide messenger RNA. RefSeq lists its product as uncharacterized. Gene Ontology annotation, molecular function: odorant binding; olfactory receptor activity. The coding region runs from base 331 to 1437 and encodes 368 amino acids. NCBI's taxonomy places the organism in Eukaryota, Metazoa, Arthropoda, Insecta, Coleoptera, Coccinellidae. The transcript has 5 exons. Gene Ontology annotation, cellular component: plasma membrane. The record is from RefSeq and is a predicted model, not a curated record. Gene Ontology annotation, biological process: sensory perception of smell; detection of chemical stimulus involved in sensory perception of smell.